Molecule: messenger RNA, 3108 nt
Organism: Priapulus caudatus
Lineage: Eukaryota; Metazoa; Priapulida; Priapulimorpha; Priapulimorphida; Priapulidae
Product: vigilin-like
Cellular component (GO): nucleus; cytoplasm
Molecular function (GO): mRNA binding
Source: RefSeq, a predicted model, not a curated record
CUUGGCGAAUUGCCGAGGUGUUUACAUUUUGAGCGGAGUGAUAGAACCGGAACUCGGACUAUUACGUUCACUUUCACGUUUGUGAGAGCAGAGUUGUCACACUGGAACCGGAAAGUUCAGAGUUCUAAAUCGGACGGACUCUUUCGGAUACAGUACUAAUCCCAGUACUGUAGGACUCGGCUCGUAUUCCCGACAAUGAGAAUGGACCCCAAUACGCCUGCAGAUGAUGUCGAAUCUAGCGAGCCAGCCAGGGCCGCGCCUACCAAGAAACCAGAGCCGACCUACAUGGAGGCAUUCCCACCUCUGGUGGCGCAACCCAAGAGCGCAAACUUCCAGACGAACAUUGGCCAAUGGAACCAGAAGAUGGCUGUCAGGACGACCCAAGUCACUCAGGUGUUCAGCGUGCCACUAGAGGAGCGGCGAUACAAAGAGAUGGAGAUGGGCGAGCAGAAGUUUGGCAUGCAGAGCGAGCAGGCAAAGAAAUGCACCGACAUUAUGCAACGCACCGGUGCAGUCAUCGAGAUGAGUUUGAACAGGGACAAGAGCAUGACGUUUGUCGUGACUGGCCGCGUGGACGCCGUCAUGAAAGCUCGCAGACUCAUCAUCAGCCAACUGCAAACACAGACGGCGACGAAGAUUCAGAUUCCGCGUCAGGACGAAAGAUGUCGGAUGCUGUGGCGCAAUCCAGUCGGAACAAAGGAGGUCGACAAGGCUCGCAGCGAGAUUCAACUCAUAUCUGACGAACAGGCGAAACUUGCCUUUGAGCGCGUUCCUGUCUCCAAGAUCUACCAUCCCUUCGUCUGCGGACCACACAAUAAGAACCUUCAUGCCAUCGCAGAGCAGACGGGCGCCAAAAUCAACGUGCCGCCCCCUAGUGUCAUGAAAGACGAGAUAACGGUCGCCGGAGAGAAGGAAGGCGUGCUGAAGGCCGUCAAAAUCAUCAACGACAUCUAUGAUGAGAAGAAGAAGAAGUGUCAGACGGUGUCGAUGGCAUCGGCUAAGGCCAACGCGUGCCCUCGACAAAAUUAUUAUGAUUAUUAUUAUGGUCUUGUAAUCUUCACAUUUGCUUGCUUUGCAGUCAACCGCAUCAAGAAUGACACCGGCGUUCAGAUCAAUGUUCCGUCGGAUAAUGAGAAGAGCAACGUGAUUCGCAUCGAGGGCCCGCGCGAAGGUGUUCAGCGGGCGCGACACGAACUCAUGGAGAUGGUCGUCAAAAUGGAGAACGAGAAAAGCAGGGACGUGUUUAUUGAACAGCGCUUCCAUCGGACUGUCAUUGGCACCAAGGGUGACAAGAUCAAGGAGAUUAGAGACAAGUUCAACCAAGUGAAUAUAACAUUCCCAGAAGCGGGAAGGAAGAGUGACGUCGUGACGAUCCGAGGUGCCAAGGAAGAUGUCGACAAGUGUUUCAAGUACUUGCAGGCUCUCGCGAAGGAGCUGGUUGAGAGUAACUAUCAAAUACAAGUGCCGAUUUUCAAGCAGUUUCACAAGAACGUCAUUGGCAAAGGUGGCGCCACUAUCAAGAAGAUUCGAGAGGAGACGGAUACAAAGAUCGAUCUGCCAACAGAGAACAGCAACUCUGAUGUGAUCCUCAUCACGGGCAAGAAGGCAAACGCUGAGGUCGCGCGCGAGAAGAUCCAGGCCAUCCAGAACGAACUGGUGCAAGUGCGAGGGCCCAAGGACGAUGUGGAGAAAGCGAAGAAGCUGCUGCUAGAGCUGGCCACUGAGAAGCAGAUUCACAGUCACAUGGUCGAAGUGAAGGCGAAGCCCGAGCAUCACAAGUUUCUCAUCGGCAAGGGAGGAGCCAACAUUCGUAAGGUAAGGGAGGAGCCAACAUUCGUAAGCUCGAUGCCGGUCACAUUCGAUGGCACGUCCAACUUCUUCACUUCCGUGCCCUUCGACAACAUUGUCGAGGGAGAGAUCAGCAUCGAUCCGAGGCACCAUCGCCACUUCAUCCAGCGACAGUUCCAGGUGCUGCACGAGAUCGCUGCGGAGUACGGCGGCGUCGUCGUCAGCUUCCCGCGCGGCAGUCAGCGCAACGACCUUGUCCGGCUCAAGGGCAGUAAGGACAGCGUGGAGGGCGCGAAGAAACGCCUCGUCGAGAUUGUCACCGAGCUGGAGAACCAGGUGACCAUUGAGUGUGUGAUAGCUCAGAAGUUCCACAGGAAGGUGAUGGGGGCCAAGGGUUCAAAGUUACAGGCUGUGACUCAGGAGCACAACGUGCAUGUCAAGUUUCCCGAGAGAGAGGUGCGACAUGAGGGACCAGAGCCGCGACACGAGGGGCCAGAGCCAAGACACGAGGGGCAGGAGCCAAGACACGAGGGGCAGGAGCCACGGCACGAGGGGCAGGAGCCGCGGCACGAGGGGCAGGAGCCACGGCACGAGGGGCAGGAGCCAAGACACGAGGGGCAGGAGCCAAGUCACGAAGGGCAGGAGCCGCGGCACGAGGGGCAGGAGCCAAGGACGAGGCUAGAAGAUGGGCAGGGUGAUACCGAGGUCGAAACUCUGCCAAACGGCGACUCUCCCGCUCAAGAAACGCCACCAGAGGGCGCCGGUGAUGGUGGCGACGAAGGGAAGGCUCGUAAAUGCGACACGAUCAUCAUCACCGGUCAGAAGGAGAACUGUGAGGCGGCGAAGGAAGCGUUGCAGGCGCUCGUACCGGUCGUGAUUGACGUCUGCGUGCCGUACGACUUCCAUCGUUUCAUCAUCGGUCAGAAGGGUCAGGAGGUGCGUCGUCUCAUGGAAGAGCAUGAUGUGAACAUCGCCGUGCCGCCGGCUAACGAGAAGUGCGAGAUCAUUAAGGUGACCGGCGCACCAAAGAACGUCGAGUCCGCCAAGAUUGGGCUUGCACAGCGUGUGGAGGAGCUGGAGAAGGAUAAGGAAGACAGGCUCGCUCGCAGCUUCAAGCUGGAGUGUAAGAUUGACCCCAAGUACCAUCCGAAGAUCAUCGGUCGCCGCGGCAACGUCAUCAGUAAGAUUCGUGAAGCCCACGACGUGCAGAUACAGUUUCCCGAGCGUAACCACGAGGACCAGGAGCUGAUCAUCAUCAUGGGAUACGAAGCGAACGCGAAGGAGGCGAAGGAGGACAUUAUGAAGAUCAUACAGGAGCUG